Molecule: messenger RNA, 2768 nt
Organism: Scaptodrosophila lebanonensis
Lineage: Eukaryota; Metazoa; Arthropoda; Insecta; Diptera; Drosophilidae
Gene: sina
Product: E3 ubiquitin-protein ligase sina
Exons: 2
Coding region: 839-1765 (308 amino acids)
Biological process (GO): multicellular organism development; proteasome-mediated ubiquitin-dependent protein catabolic process
Cellular component (GO): cytoplasm
Molecular function (GO): ubiquitin conjugating enzyme binding; zinc ion binding; ubiquitin protein ligase activity
Source: RefSeq, a predicted model, not a curated record
AGUAAAAUAUACAAAAUUUCUGCAAUAAAUGCGUGUGUUGAAGUUUAAAAACUUUCCAAACUGUCUAAUUGCUAAAGUGUUGUGAAAAUUACGCCGAAUAAGACUGAAAACGAGCAAGUGUUUGUGCAAUAAACGCAGCAGCGCUAAUAAAGCCAAUACAAAAAAUUAUAUGUAUGUAUGUGCAUACAUAAGUUGUCCGAGACGGACGCACCAAAACAGAUGAGAUUCACGCAAAAACAACAACAAAAACAGCAGCAGCACCACCAAUAGAAAAUAUUCAAUGAAUUUGUGUGUGCAAGCGCAUGCAUACAUAUAUAAAAAAAACUUAGAUAAAAGUAAAAUGAAAUUAGCGCACGCCUGAGUUUCAAGUUUGGUGUAAGGUGAACAAAAAGGCAACGCAAAAGUUAAAAAACAAAUAGAUUUGAAUUUUCUCUUUGUGUGUGCGCUUUUCCUGUACGCCGCAGUGCUCUAAAAACCACCUGCAUUGAUUUGUAGUAAAAAACGGGACGGUAUAGUUGCUAAGGAUAUACAUAUAUGCAUACAUAUGUAUGUAUGCCCGUAUGUAUGUGGCAGCGUAGCCAUAAAGGCUGAUUGACUGAUAAACUAAGUCUCAAGCCGCCAAUCCAGAUCUUGACACAUACGUAAAAAAAAGGGCAGGUAAACAAUUCAGGGUAGUUUGGCCUGCCGCUUAGAGAAGGGAAGACCCGACAGACCGUAUAGAAACUACAACUCCAGAGAUUGGCAGAGGUGGAGGUGCAAGACGGCUUAGGGUUGCUGCAGCCGCAUUGUCCAACAGCAACAACACAAAGGAAGAAGCAGCACAAUAACAGCAACUCCAAUGUCCAAUAAAAUAAAUCCGAAACGCCGUGAACCGACAGCAGCACCGACGGCAGUCGCCACCAAUACGAGCAGCUCGACCGGCUCCAGCGCCGGCAACACAUCGUCGGCCAACACAUCCUCCUCGUCCAGCUCCUCGCUGUCGUCCGCCGGUGGCGGUGAUGCGGGCAUGUCCGCCGACCUGACCUCUCUUUUCGAAUGCCCCGUGUGCUUCGACUAUGUGCUGCCGCCGAUCCUCCAAUGCUCGAGUGGCCAUUUGGUCUGUGUAUCGUGCCGCUCGAAGCUCACCUGCUGCCCCACAUGUCGCGGACCAUUGGCAAAUAUACGCAAUCUGGCCAUGGAGAAGGUGGCCUCCAAUGUGAAGUUUCCGUGCAAGCAUUCGGGCUAUGGAUGCACCGCCUCGCUGGUCUACACGGAGAAAACGGAGCAUGAGGAGACAUGCGAGUGUCGUCCAUAUUUGUGCCCCUGUCCAGGCGCCUCCUGCAAAUGGCAAGGACCGCUCGACCUAGUCAUGCAGCACUUGAUGAUGUCACACAAGAGCAUCACAACGUUGCAGGGCGAAGAUAUUGUCUUUCUGGCCACCGACAUCAAUCUGCCCGGCGCUGUCGAUUGGGUUAUGAUGCAAUCCUGUUUUGGUCAUCAUUUUAUGCUGGUGCUCGAGAAGCAGGAAAAAUACGAUGGGCAUCAGCAAUUCUUUGCUAUAGUUCAAUUGAUUGGCUCUCGAAAGGAGGCCGAGAAUUUCGUGUAUCGCCUGGAGCUGAAUGGCAACCGCCGUCGUCUCACCUGGGAGGCAAUGCCACGUUCCAUACAUGAGGGUGUUGCCUCAGCCAUACACAAUUCGGAUUGUCUGGUGUUCGACACAUCGAUUGCCCAGCUAUUUGCCGACAAUGGGAAUCUGGGGAUCAAUGUGACCAUAUCGCUGGUCUAGGUCAAUCGGUUUGGUCCGGUCUAUUAAUUCUCUCAUGUUUCAUGUUUGUAAUUUUGCAUCGCGCCUACAAUUUUGGAAUGCGACGCCCACACACUCACACAUGAGUUAAGCAUAAUUUUUUUUGGUCUAAGAAUGUAGAAGCGUGCAUCGUUUUUAAAACGUCUGCGUAAACAUUGAAUAAACACCCGUAUAUACAUACAUAUAUACACACACACAUGUGUCAACUGGAUGGUGUUGAGUGUGUAUGUGUACAUGUGUGUGUAUAUGUCUUGCCGUAAAUCGGUGUUCUAUAUAAGCAAAGGUCGCAUAGUCCUAGAGUUUUGAUUUUCGAUAUUUUUGAAGCAUAGGUUUUGUUUUUUUAGACUCUGUGGAUACGAUGAGAUGAGGAUUCGGUUUUAAUUUAGUUCUAAGCUGUCUGCGGGGGCCACACUUGGGGACGAGCCAAGCCAAGCCCACCACAAACAAACAAACAAACAAACAAACAAACAAACACACACCCUUACAUACAUACAAGAAAGCUUAGUUUAGUUAAUGUAAAUUAUUUGAUACAAUAUUUGUAAAUGGCUAAUAAGUAAACAAUAAUAAUGAUAACAAUAAUAAUAACAACAACUCAACCACAACACACUUAAUGCAAUUACAAAUAACAUAUAUACAUAUGUAACAAUAUCUCGAGAAUUGUAAAUUAAUCACAAAUUUGAAAUUUGUAACUAUAUAAAAAAAACGAGUGAAAAGACAACAGCAACUAAAAUUUAAAUAUGCACAUCAACGCUGAGAAUUCUGUUCAAAAGCCAAAAAGAAAAGAUAAAAGAUACCGUUCGUAGAUUGUACAUUUGAUUGAUAACGGAUCAAAUAGUGUGCAACCAAAAAUCAUGUUUUAGCCUAAUUUUUAGUUUAGUCGAUCUCCAUAAUACUUCAAAUCAUUUGAUUCAUCUACAAUGUGUGUUUCUAUUUAUGCAAUGAAAAGGAAAUAGUGCAGGCCUCGCAUAAAUCCUUCCUUUAAGAA